AUGGCUGCGAGACCACGCCUUAAUUCUUACAAACGCACCGCCCCCUCCCGAGCUCCCUUUUGGAUGCUCAGCUGGCUAACCUGCUUAUUCCUGAAGAAUGUGCAAUGUGCGUUCUAUACGGACUCUGCCAGAACAUGGCUGCCGAGGGCUCAAACGACGCAAGAAACGGUUUCCCUUCAUGAUUUCGUCCCUAGUGCGUUGUCGGAAUCUCGUCCCACCAGCGACAUCAGAACGCUUCAGCCGCCUGAAUUGGAUUACCUUAACAAUAUUGUUGAUCUUGUCAACGCCCCAUGGCCGGAAUCUCAUCCCUUUCCCCGUGAUAACAUUGACAACACGCUUCCGCCACCUCAAUCGGUUUACUUUCAGGAUACUUUCAACUUCGCCAAACGUCCACGCCCGGAAUCUCAUCCCAUUCACCUUGGCACCAACACACAUCCACCACCUGUUCAACAAGAGCGGCAAAUCGACCUAGAUGAACUCGGCACCCCAGUGAUGAAAAAGAUGAAAACCUCAAGCGGGGUUGAUGAUCCUCCAUUUGAAAUCGUCAAUUCUAAGCGGCCAGGGGAAAGUGACAGACAACUGGUAUUCGAAGCCAUCCGAAGUUUGAAAAAAACCAACGGGAUCAGAUUAAUUGGUAACGAACGGGAAGGCCAAUACAAGAUGCUUGAGAUAAGGGAGGAUCAAAUUAGCAACUUCCUUUUUCGAGUGGAAAAGAGAGGAAGAAGCCUAGACCCCUUUCUUCAAAUUGGCAUGGUUAGGCCACCAGGAAUGGAACCGAAAGAAUUCAACCGAAAACAGCAAGACAGAAGGUGGAGUGCUGUGUCACUAUUCAUGAAGGAAGCCAACAACAGGAAGAAGAAAGUGUGGUCGCUCUACACUGAUCGUGUUAUCCCGCAGUUCGAAAAUCUGACGAAGCAGCUUGAAGAAAAAAUUAGCAGGACAUACUCUGGAUCACAGGAGACAUACUUACUAGACGACUUGGAACGCACCCUGCAAAUACUACCUGUCUACUUGUUCCACGUCGAUUUAAUCAAUACACUCAUUCCAGCUCAAGAGGUGAAGACCAAAGGUGCGACUACAUUGCAAUCGCAGAGGCAAGCAGCUGGGGAGCAGUUUUUUAAGUACAUAAGCGAACUUAUUGAACACCCAUGCCUGAUAGAAGGAACAGCUCGUAGAAAGGAUAGAUUAAGAUUGUACACAAAGAACUUAGGUAAAAAAAACGUUAUUCCUGGCUUUUAUUGGACCAUCAUAGAGAAAUGGAUCAAUUCCUCAAGAACUUCAUUAGCAUCUGAAAUUUCUACUGGUUCUAACAAAGACGAAUUACCGCACACUUUGAAGUACUUGAUCAAUGAAAUCUUCAGCUGUUAUGUAGAACAGUUCUCUCACAAGCCCAUAAUUACUCUUCAUUGA
Puccinia triticina is the source of this 1410-nucleotide messenger RNA. RefSeq lists its product as uncharacterized. The transcript has a single exon. Lineage: Eukaryota; Fungi; Basidiomycota; Pucciniomycetes; Pucciniales; Pucciniaceae. The record is from RefSeq and is a predicted model, not a curated record. Bases 1 to 1410 code for a protein of 469 amino acids.